Alternaria burnsii is the source of this 1698-nucleotide messenger RNA. RefSeq lists its product as uncharacterized. The transcript has 6 exons. Gene Ontology annotation, molecular function: oxidoreductase activity. The record is from RefSeq and is a predicted model, not a curated record. The annotation marks the transcript as partial. Lineage: Eukaryota; Fungi; Ascomycota; Dothideomycetes; Pleosporales; Pleosporaceae.
AUUAUCAUUAUUUGCAAUAAGAUUGUAACCGGAAUAACAGAGUGGAAAUCAAUGACGUCGCUGAAAAUCGAAGAAGGAGACAUACCGCAGCUUGAGGGAACAGUCGCUAUCAUCUCAGGCGCUUCGAGUGGAAUUGGCCUCGCUACGGCAAAACUGCUGGCAACGAAGGGCGCGACAGUCUACAACCUUGAUAUCGACAAACCGGAAGAGACAACUCCUAGAGUUACAUACAUAAGAUGUGACAUAUCUAGUUGGGCAGAUCUACUUGCUGCAUUCGCGACUACAGGACCACCACACAUUGCUGUCGCUAAUGCAGGCAUCGAUGAAGAUGGGACAUAUAUGACCGAUUCUUAUGACGAUCAUGGCAAUUUACUCGAACCGUCGUACAAAGUCAUUGACGUCAAUCUUCGAGGAACCCUCAACUUCACCAAGAUAUCUCUCCAUUUGAUGAAAAAGAAUGCAAUUGCUGGUAGCAUUGUCAUCACUUCGAGUGCAACUGCCUAUCUACCCGAACAGACGUUGCCAGUAUACAGUGGAACAAAAGCAGCUUUAAUCAACUACAUGCGCGCUAUGCGAUCGCUCCUUCGCGAUUCCAACAUCACGAUCAAUGCUGUUGUUCCGGCAGCGACUAUUACAAAAUUACUACCAAUGGACCUAGCCGGCCCGAUACUAGCUGCAGGACUACCCGUUAGCACAGCAGAGUUUCCGAAGAUGACCAUACAUGGCGCCACGAUCCCGUCGUCCACCGCGGACUUUGUCAGAAACGAGGUCCCGCAGACAAUCUUCCGAGCCCAAAUCCACAGAAACGAGCAAGAAGUGACGGCCGAAGUUAAUGACUAUUUCCUGAAACACUGGCCGUUUGAGAAUGAAAAAGCAAGGAUGAAGUUCAUUGCUGUGGGAUUUUCGCGUGUGACAUGCUACUACUUUCCGCUGGCAUUGGACGAUAGGAUAGCUCUUGCCUGUCGCUUGAUCACCCUGCUGUUCCUUAUCGAUGUGAAUGCAGACCAGCUCGAGUUCAUGUCAUUAGAAGAAGGGUCCGCGUACAACGAACGUCUGAUCGCCAUUUCACAAGGAACAACGCGACCAGACCAUAGUGUUCCUGUGGAAUGGAUUACAUAUGACUUGUGGAACGACAUGCGCGCCUGCGAUACUGAGCUAGCGGAUGAUAUGAAAGAGCCGGUCUUCACAUUCAUGAGAGCGCAGGUUGACACGAAGCGCCUAUGUGUAAAAGCCUUGGGAGAAUAUCUGGAAUAUAGAGAGAGAGACGUGGGUCAAGGGUUGCUCUCUGGUCUGAUUCGAUUCACAAUGAGAUUGAGACUUGACCAACAAGAUUUGUAUUCCAUCAAGGAAAUAGAAACAAACUGCUCAAAACACAUCUCCGUUGUGAACGAUAUCUACAGUUGGGACAAGGAGCUGAAAGCAUCCAAAGUCGGGCAUAAAGAAGGUGCUGUGCUCUGCUCCGCCGUUUCUGUGUUGUCGGCAGAGAUGGCGCUGAGCAUACCGUCAACGAAGAGAAUCCUGUGGGUCAUGUGCCGGGAAUGGGAAUUGCAACACAAGCAACUUGUUGUGAACAGGCUGGCCUCUGGUCAAUCUUGUAGCUAUGACUUGCAGAUGUUUAUGAAGGGUCUAGAAUUUCAAAUGAGUGGGAAUGAAGUGUGGAGCUCGACGACUUCGAGGUACCAUCCUGUACAGAUGUAG